UUGUCAUUAUCAGUAGGUUGCAAUUUCGGUGCCGGAUAAAAUUAUGAAACCCCGCGGAUAUGUCCCGGUGCGAAUUCAUUUGUUAUGUGCACCUGUGGCAGGUUUCGCAACACAUGUGACCAAUCGGCUGAUGACAAUGCCCCGGCGGAGGAUGCAAAUCCACCAGAAGUCAUUGAUCAGUUGUAACAGGUGCCUGUUGACGAAAGGUUUCCAGAUUGCAUUGACGACAACUGAACAGGACCUCAACCCUUUAAACCGACACGUACCCGGAGCCGGACAUCAGAUAAAUUUGGUUGGAAAAUGCAAUUUUUGGUGUCGGCGGAUGUUGUUUUCAAGUUCCGCAACCCGCGGGAACCUCCCUCGAAGGACAUUAGAUCAUUGGGACGAAGGAUGCUGUGUUAACAAACUGGUGAACUUAGCGGGGCGCAGUUUCAGCACAUCUGACAGGUCAGGAAAUGCAGUCUUUCAGACGUUAAGCUGCCUUCUCUGAUUAAACCCGAGAUCCUCGGCUGUGGGUGGUGGUACAAAUAUAAAAUGAUGUGAAAGAAGAA
Messenger RNA from Uranotaenia lowii, 551 nucleotides. RefSeq lists its product as uncharacterized. Bases 44 to 490 code for a protein of 148 amino acids. NCBI's taxonomy places the organism in Eukaryota, Metazoa, Arthropoda, Insecta, Diptera, Culicidae. The record is from RefSeq and is a predicted model, not a curated record. The transcript has 3 exons.